ACGACACGUGCACGCGCAGUGGCUGUUUGCCGCCAGUCAGCUUGUCGUUUAUAACCGCUGCACGCGCCUGGUGACUGACUAGUAUUAGUUGAAACGAUCACGUUUUGGAUUAAUACAGUUGUGUUUUUUAGGUUUGUGUGGAUUCGUUCUAAACGCCUGGGGGUUGCAACUGUAGCCGGAGCAGACGGUAGAUCCGGGUUUUAGCUCUCGUUUGUGGAGUCAGGAUUGUGAAGCUCUGUAGGCCGCAGUGUCUAAGAUCAACAACAACAACAUGGCCGAUGAUUUGGACAUCGAAGCAAUGCUCGAGGCUCCAUAUAAAAAGACUUGCCUAUAUCUCACCUCUACUCCCAUGAAUUCCAGUGUGAACUGUCAAAAAAAUGAAGGGCGAGAUGUGUGACUGAGGUGGCAUCGAGCUCUUUCAAUCCACGAAGGCAAAUGGGGUGAAGAUCACUGGAAUGGCAUCCACCACUGGAGCUCGUUUAGUGGCUGGCUGCUAGCGUUGCCACUUUGGGUCUUAGGCUCAGAUAGCCUUGGAUGACAACAAGUCCAUAAGUACCAAUGGCCACGAGGAGCGGAGCAAGAAGAAAAAGAAGAGCAAGAGUCGCAGCAAGAGUCGGGAGAGGAAGAGAAGCAGGAGUCGCGAUCGCAAGAAGAGUCACGACCACAGGAGGAGCCGCAGCAGAGAGCGGAAGCGCAGCCGCAGCAGGGAGAGACGCCGCAGCCGUUCCAGGAGCAGGGAGCGUGGCGGUCGCUACAGAGCUCCAUUUUCUGGCCUGAAAUUUAACGGUGGUCCCAGGGGGAAGACUGGCCCACCACCUGUCAUCAAACUAAGCCGUAGAAGGUCUAGAAGCCGCAGUCCUUUCAAGAAAGACAAAAGCCCUAUAAGACAGCCUAUUGAUAAUCUCACCCCUGAGGAAAGGGAUGCACGCACAGUGUUCUGCAUGCAGCUGGCAGCUAGAAUCCGACCACGAGACCUGGAGGAAUUCUUUUCUGCAGUGGGAAAAGUGCGAGAUGUGCGAAUCAUCUCUGACAGAAACUCCAGAAGAUCCAAAGGAAUUGCUUACAUUGAGUUUGUAGAUGCCACCUCUGUACCUUUGGCAAUAGGCCUAUCCGGUCAAAGACUUCUCGGAGUACCAAUCAUUGUCCAGGCUUCACAGGCUGAGAAGAACAGAGCAGCUGCAUUGGCAAACAACUUACAGAAGGGCAGUUCAGGACCUAUGAGACUGUAUGUUGGCUCAUUACAUUUCAACAUCACAGAAGACAUGCUCAGAGGCAUCUUUGAACCAUUUGGAAGGAUUGAUAGUAUUCAACUGAUGAUGGACAGUGAAACCGGACGAUCUAAAGGAUAUGGCUUUAUCACGUUUGCUGAUGCCGAAUGUGCUAAGAAGGCUCUGGAACAGCUUAAUGGCUUUGAGUUGGCUGGCAGACCAAUGAAAGUGGGACAUGUGACGGAACGCACUGAUGCCUCCACCGCCAGCUCCUUCCUGGACAAUGACGAGCUGGAGAGGACAGGUAUUGAUCUGGGAACUACUGGAAGACUUCAACUCAUGGCCAGACUGGCCGAAGGUACUGGUCUGCAGAUCCCACCUGCUGCACAACAGGCCCUUCAGAUGAGUGGCUCCAUGGUAGCCAUGGCUGCAGCUACUGCUGCUAUGAACCCUGGAUUAAGUUUUAACAUCAACGUGCCCACAAACCAAGCUUUGAAUCUACCAUCGCAACCAAUUGCAACACACUGUUUCCAGCUGUCUAACAUGUUCAAUCCAAACUCAGAAAAUGAUCCUGGUUGGGAAAUCGAAAUUCAGGAUGAUGUCAUUGAAGAGUGCAACAAACACGGUGGAGUCAUUCAUAUAUACGUGGACAAGAAAUCCGCUGAAGGUAAUGUCUAUGUGAAGUGUCCCACCAUUCCUGCUGCCAUGGCUGCAGUCAGUGCGUUACAUGGACGCUGGUUUGGAGGUAAAAUGAUCACAGCAGCUUAUGUCCCACUUCCUACAUACCACAACCUUUUCCCAGAGUCAGUGCAGGCUACACAGCUUCUUAUGCCCAGUCGCCGGUGAUCAAUCAUCCCUGGAAGACUCAACUUUUUCAGCCUUGCUCUUUUUAACUUUUGGACAACAAUAACAGUUCUGCAAGCUGUGUCACAAUUGUUUUGUUUCCUUUUAAGUUGGUUACAAAACCAGUAAGGUUAAAAUUUCACUUGCAUAGUGUCCUUACCGGCCUUGGACAUUGAGAGAAGUUCUGUGGUUUGAAAAAAAAGUUUCCUAUGUACAGCCUACUUACUGAAUUUUGUUUCUUUUAUUGUUCGUACAUAUUUUUUUCCCCUUCCACAUAUAUUGUCUUUGUGAUAUAUCUGAUUGGCUUGUUUCUCACUUGAGGAAGUGUACAAUAUUGCCAGAUACACAAUAUAAAAUAAGUCAUGAUUUAAUCUGCAGUUUUGAUCAAACAUCAACAUAUUCAGCUUUUUGGCUCUAUGAGCUGUGGGAACUAAAUGGCUGACAAAUAUCUUUUGUGUUCAUUUAGAGGCCAUAAGGUUUAGAAACAUCUUGUUUUUUCUAAUCAAGAUUUGAUUUUUGUAAAGUCCUUGAUGAAAGUUCAUUUCAAAUAAAGCCAAGAUAACUGAAAA
Ctenopharyngodon idella (grass carp) is the source of this 2620-nucleotide messenger RNA. It is a transcript of the gene rbm39a, whose product is annotated as RNA binding motif protein 39a. Gene Ontology annotation, biological process: mRNA processing. The transcript is spliced from 18 exons. Gene Ontology annotation, cellular component: nucleus. Lineage: Eukaryota; Metazoa; Chordata; Actinopteri; Cypriniformes; Xenocyprididae. The record is from RefSeq and is a predicted model, not a curated record. Gene Ontology annotation, molecular function: RNA binding. The coding region runs from base 942 to 2054 and encodes 370 amino acids.